CUUCUAAUGAUAUACCCCACUUUGUAAUACAGGUACUAAUGUUUUUAAAAACAUUGAAAUAACAAAAAAUUAGUCUUUUACGUUGACACAAUGGCGGAGCCGCCAGCUACACUUUUUGUGUGUGGGAUGUCAUUACAAAGCAGUUAGCAUACCAGCGAUGUUCGUCUCUUGGCUGACCCCGUAUUAACCCCGACAUGCUCAGUGUAACGUAUCCUCGAUAGGAUAUCCUUUGCAUGUGAUAUACACAAGGUCAUUUGCGCUCUAAAAGCACAUACCUCUCCAGCCAACCCCCAUACAUACAUAUACAAAGUGCAUUGGAAAACUACAGUCAGAUGAAUAAAUGAAUAUUUUCUUUUGAUAGAAGAGAAUUGCUAUUUGAAAACAAAACUUUUUUAUAUAAAUCAAACGCCUGAGAACAACAAGCAUUCAGUACGCCUUUUUUUUUUACAAAGUAUUCAGAAUCAGAUUUACACAAACAUGUAAGAACUGAGCAAGGCAUACUAUGAGACAGGCAAGGAUAUAUAAAAAAAAGGUAUAACAAAGCUCAGAUUCGAUGUAAUUCAAUAAUGAAACGUUAUUCCUUUACAAGAGAGACUUCAUGUCUGUAAAUAAUGUUAAAAUACCUCCAACAGAUUGUCAGCGCAACGACACGAAUUACAUUUAAUUUCAGAUUUGAAAAAAAUAAAGAAAAAGCCUAAAAUUAAGUAAGCUAAACCAUAUAAGAUGUAUAAUGAACGAACCUUUCAAAUAUUAAAAGCUUAGAAAAGAAGUUAAGAACAAGCAACAGGUACCGGUCCCAUUCGUUAUAAUUUAUGUAAGAAAGUUUUGUUCGCCCAGGUCACGCAAAAAAAUCAAUUAGGAGGUUAAUAAAUUUUUUUCGGUAACGGGUACAAACUAUCACGAGGCGUUAAAAUUAAGAUUAAACAAAAAACUUACAACAUCGAAAUGUCGCAAAGCUACGAAAAAUCGAAGUCCGAACAUGAACGAUAUGGUUUUGACACAGGGAUGACUUUUUUUCCUAAUUUUGCUGGCAGACGUCGACACAACUGUCCUAUUUUCACCGUCACUCGCCCACGCAGGCAUGUGGCUUCAUCCACGAGAUUCAUUUGCUUCUUUUGCUUUUUCUCCAGUCUUCUUCGCUUUCUUCAGUCAAUAAUGAUACGUGAUACCAGAUCAUUGCUGGGUCCAAAAAUGGAAGACGAAAUGCGGGGGUAAAAUAGAAAUCAGAGAUAUCACCGCUAAUCGGCAUUAAAAAGUAGCCCGCUGUCUGCUACCUGUCUGUUGUCUCUAUCUUCCUCUCUCCAUUCCUUUCUUUGAGUCUGUUUUCAUUAAUGAUGAUCAUAUUGUUCUGUUUAGAUAACGGAGAAAUUCGGAAAUCCGAGAACUCGACACCUCUCAGACGAAACAAAAUGUAAAAAAACGAGGAUAUCCACUCAUUUUCCUGUGCUUUUUACAAGUCCAACUUUUACGUCGACAGUCACAGACCAAGCCACUUUGUGAAGUACUCUCGGGCUGUUCGCGAACGUCGUCCGCCAGAAGCAGUCUCCAAACGCGUAGCUACAUGAAAACACACCGUUGUGUAUACAUAACGAUAAAAUAAACUACUGUCAACGUUCGCACACAGAAGACCGACACGUGCGAACGGUCAUGCAUAUUCAUUUCCGACUUGAGCCUCUCUGAAUGGUGGAUAGUUUUAUGACGUCAUCGUUCCGUCGGUGAUCGGUCGUACCCGUUCAUAGUGAGAAUUAGCUCCACCCCUUUAUUGCUCGCCAUCAAUAAAAGGCAAUGGCAAGCAGCACUCCAAUACAAAUCACAGCUUAGAAGCAAACAGGUAAAAACACCAGUUUGGAGGUAGCCAACGAAAGAUAUUACAUAUAGAUAUAUAUAUAACAUCUUUAUUGAAGAGAAGCGAUUUUAAGCAGUCAUACUGGAACUUUCACUUUAUUUUUAACCUACCUUGGAUACAUUGCGAAUACAUUCAUUGACUUACACUUUAUUGAAGAUGGCGAAUUUAUCUUCGAAUCCAUUUGUUCUGGCGAUAUCAAGAGUUUACCUUGCUCUAACACUGCUGGGCCGCUCAUACACAACGUUAGGAGCCCCAACGAGAGCACCUUUGGAGUACAUUGAAACACCAGCAAAUUCACUAUUGCAACUCCACGAGUACUUAUCAGACGCCACAUCAGAGCUGGCUAAGCACUCAAGAAAUGUUUAUAAUGGCUUUAGGAGACAGAGAUUUGGUACCGAUGCAGACAUCAACCCCCGUACAUUCGUUCUUGGUGGACUCCCAACUAUCCAGGAUCUUGAAGAGACAAGAACAAGGCAAGGGCUUACGGAAGAAGACCUCCUUGAAACACACAGAGCAAAUCUUGGGAUAUACUACCAGGCCAUGGAUUACCUCAUCUCGGACGAAGCCUUGUACAUUGGUGCAGAUGAUUUCCUUCACAUUGAUGGCGAUAGCUCAACAUUCUAUCACAUUCGAGACCACAUCGAAGUGACGUUAAACAGACUCAAUGCCAUUAUCGUUCGGGAGGGUUUCAGAGGAGAAAACCGAACACCUGUCCAGAGCACGCUUACAUUCCAUACAGAGCUCAAUGAAAACUUCAGGAACGUAAGAGAUCUAUGUGUGCUAUUUGAAAUUUUCAAAUACACCAAUGACGUUUUAUACGCCGAUGUUAAACUACAUGAAAGUCAGCAUAGAGCAGAAGUCGCGUCCGAGCUUGUUCACAGAUCAGAACUUACGUCUGGGAGACGGGCCGAGAGGUAAAACUAGGCCCCGGAUUUAUUUAUUUAUAUAUAUUCAUUGAAAUAGUAUUUAAAAAUAAUUUAUCAAACAAACUUUCACAAUUUUAAAGUGUCCUCGCCUUCAUGGCUCUUUCUAUUUAUCGGUUUUCCACGUCGAAGGUAUUCUGUGGGCCAACUGUUGUGAAACUGUUUUCAGAGUUUUGUAUGGUGUAUUCACCGAAGUAUACGUUAUUGUUUGCUCAUGUUUCAAGGAAAAUGUGAAAAUGCUAAAGAAAAAGGUGCUAAGUAGAACGAUUAUAGUACAAAUCUGUGCGAUAUUUAGGUUAAUGUUGUACUUCAAUAGCUUGAAGUAAAAAAAAAUGGGAUCAAAUUUCAUAUGUAGCAUCUUUUGGGGUAGGUUUAGCCGUGUAAGACUUUCUGAAGCACAAACGCUCUCGUAAUACUUUGAGAGCCAUCCUUUCGUAGAUCGUAGAGGGAGUAUUGCAAUAAUAUAUGCGGUGUGCUGAUAAUUUCGGGACAAUGCCAUGUGGUAUGUCGCUACUUCGACUGUUCACGUUUAAACUAUUCAAAGAAAGAAAGCAUCCCAAUUUCAUAGGAUUUUAAUAGAAUGUAUGAACAUUGUGUAUUGUAGACAUAGUUUGGUAUUCAAUAUGACACCUUGAUUUUAUUUAUUUGUAUUGAUAUCAAUUAUGUACGUUAUUUAUUAAACACCACUUUUUUCUUAAAACCUUAGCAAUUAUACAACUCAAAAUAUGAUAAGUGGACUAAAAUGGAGCGGGUGAACAGGGGAGGGGGGGGGGGGGGUGAUGGAAAGCUGUCACCUGUUGUAACUUCUCGUGUUAUGAUAAUUUUUAGCAAUGUUAAUGGAGCUAUCGUCGCAUCUUGCCUUAAAACAUUUUUUUAGUUCGCUCUUAUGACAGGAUUCUCAUUGUAAAAUACCAAAGAAACUCUUAAAUAGUAUUCAUAGGAAGUAAACUGUAACGAGAGGGAGCCGAUUUAAAUUCAACAUCGUAUGAUUUGCUUUAAGUUUCGUCAAAGUUCUACUUCUGGAUGUCAAAUUGAAUUCGAAGUGAAAUCAUUUGUUUCAUUUCAGGAAAGACAUUUUGUGUACCAUAUUGCAUUGAUGUGUAUUUCUACUCGAGGCCUUGUUAAACUCUUCAACAAGCCCUUGAAAUUGGACAGACGUUAUAUUUCAUGUGUGAGAAAGCGGGCGGGCCCGCGAUAAAUCUAUCUCUUAUUCUAUUUUUUUUCAUGUCUAUCGAAAUGUGGUUCCAAUCAAGACGUUUUAUUUUAGAAAAGAGCGCAUCAUUAACGGAUAUACCUAGUUACUGCUGUCAAUACAUGAUCUGUAUAUUUAUAUAAUUUUCUAAUUUAUCUAUGCACUUUCCAAAUAGUGCCCUAGUAUAUAUUCCAAAACAUGAAAAGUUAUAUUUGUGUGGAUUUACUUCAUAAAGGGCAGGUGAUAUAUUGCCGAUUGAAGUCAUUAAGGGUGGGAAAUUUUUUGUUUUGUCCGCCACUCAAAAGUUCCAUGGGGAAAAUGUCAAAAGUUCAAAUGUCAUUUUACGUGUGCCAAAUUUUCCUGCAAUUAAAAAAAAUGAGUUUGGCUAAGGUUAUGAUAAUGAAUUCUUAUUAUUUUUUCGAUGAAAUGAAAUAGCUUGAUUAGUUACAUUUUGCUGUAGAUAUUACUAGUGUGAUCCAGUGACAAAGAAGAGGUUGCACGUCCAUGGUUCUUUCAGAAAACUCACUUUUCAAGCAAUGUUUCAGCUAGUAUUCAAUAAUGUUUUCAUGAAACAAAGUAUUCGGUUUGCGAGUGAGGUUAUUCGGAACAAAACAACGAUGAUCAGACAUGAUUGAACGAAUCAAUAUUUUAGGUUAUUAUUGAAUAUGUAGUACCGUUACAAAUUUUCCUCUCAAAAUCCGAAAGUUUUAAAUAGUUCUUGGGAAGUUUAAAAUAAUUGUUUUUACAUUGCGAUAGAUAUCUAAAGCCUGUACAAUUCAGUUUUACUUCAUGAUGUGCCACUUUACGCUAAUCAAAUCUCAUUUCUGUCAAUUGUACAACAAAUUUUAUGUUCAUGUGCGUGGGUGUGUGAGGAUGUGUGAGUUCUGUGUGUGUGUGUGUGUGUGCGCGCGCGCGCGCUCUUGAGAUGAAACUGUUGUCUGUACACAGUGGUAUGUUUUAUAAACAAAAGAAAAUAUAUGACUAUUCUAUAUUUUAUAUUUAUGACGAUAAGUUUACAAUGUGACUUAAAAUUUGAGCGAUUUAUUUUGUAUCAUAUUGUCAACAAUAUGAAGUGAUUGUAAAAGCAUUGUGUGUGUCGUCUCAUGGAUUUUAUACUUGUACAAAAUGCGUAUUUCAUAAAAUGCGAACUGUUUUUGAAUGUUUCUGUCGAAUAUAAUUUAUUAUGUUAGUACUGUAAGAGUAAUACUGAAUGGAUGGAUGUCUCAAGAUAUUAUUUAUGAAUCUAUGAUCAACAAAAGUACUAUUUAUUGCUAAGUUAUUUUUGACAUUCCAUUGUGAUGUCUAUAUUUGAGAAGAGAGGAAACGAUUUCGUCAACGUUCUCAUGUGAAUGUUUGAUGGAGAUAUUGUUCCAAAAUGAAUAAAAAAUGGUAUACAAGUUAUGCUU
This is a messenger RNA of Lytechinus variegatus (green sea urchin), 5367 nucleotides long. RefSeq lists its product as uncharacterized. The transcript has 4 exons. Bases 2003 to 2764 code for a protein of 253 amino acids. NCBI's taxonomy places the organism in Eukaryota, Metazoa, Echinodermata, Echinoidea, Temnopleuroida, Toxopneustidae. The record is from RefSeq and is a predicted model, not a curated record.